CUAGGCUGGGUCCCACCAACCUUAAAAAACAGAUAAAAAACAUAAAAUUUUAUGCACCAUUUGGACAAGAAAGAGAUCGGCGAGAGAAUAAAAGAGAGCUUUUCAAGACUCCAUUUUUUGUCUCUUCUUUUACUGAAAUUCUCAGCUUUGAAUCGGAGCAUGGCAGAGGGCACCCUUGAAGUUGUUCUUGUCGGCGCCAAAGGCCUCGAGAGCACCGAUUUCUUAUCUGGCGGUGAUCCUUAUGCCAUUCUCUCAUGCCGAACACAGGAGAAGAAAAGCAGUGUUGCAUCAGGUCAGGGAGCUUGUCCCGAGUGGAAUGAGACUUUUUUGUUCUCCAUAUCUGGCAGUGUUGAUGAACUGAAAAUCAAAUUGAUGGACAAAGACACUUUCACAGCAGACGACAUUGUAGGAGAAGCAACAAUCCCGCUGGAAACUGUUUUUGCUGAAGGAAGUGUUCCAACAAUGGCUUACAAUGUUGUAAAGGAUGAGAAUUACUGUGGAGAGGUUAGAGUUGGCCUCAAGUUCACUCACCAGAGGAGCAGGGGAUUUAGUGUUGAAGAUGAGAACAUUGGAGGAUGGAGACAAUCUUCUUUGGAGUAAUUGGAGUUAGUUUUACAUUUUCUAAGGUUCUUUUCAUGGCCAAUAAAAUGUGCUUGUUGUGACUACAUUUCGUUGCAACUGCCGUCUUCUUUUAAUGAUUUUGUCAUAACCUUUGUAUUUCAGUUUUCUUGUUUUGUACCUUUCGACUUUCAGACUUGGUUCGUCCGGUUUGGACAUUUUUCAUGUUCUUGGAUUUUAAACUGAGAUUUCUAUUUGCUUAAAAUUGUCAGUAUUGUUUGGUUUUCAUUUAACUGCAGGAUGAACUUGAUUGACAGCUUGUCAUAAACAAAGUAGCAAAAACAGUUCAUAUGAUUACACAUGGGAAAAUCUUAAUCUUAUCACAGGCCAUAAGCAAGUUGUAGUUUAUAGACACAUGUAAAAAUUCUUUUAUCACUCUUGCUGCACAAUAGGCUAAGGUUAGACCAAAUUAAGAUGGCAUUACCCAG
This is a messenger RNA of Striga asiatica, 1046 nucleotides long. The record is from the annotation of a GenBank genome assembly. NCBI's taxonomy places the organism in Eukaryota, Viridiplantae, Streptophyta, Magnoliopsida, Lamiales, Orobanchaceae.